AUGCUGCUCUCGGCAAUUUACCAACCCCAAAAUCAGUUCUGCGUCGCAGUCGAUGGCAACGCCGACGAGACGUUCUGGCGAUUGAUGAACGAACUUUCAUACUGCUAUCCGAAUAUACAGGUUACGAGAGCAAAACGGAUCGAAUGGUGCUCAUACGAGAUUCUUGAGGCGAUUUUCGACUGUGUGAUGAGACUGGCAAACUCAUCCGCGGAGUGGAAGUACAUGCAGGUGAAUUUCAGGGUUCCCCUUCGUACUGUUUCCUGGUAG
This is a messenger RNA of Cooperia oncophora, 267 nucleotides long. The record is from the annotation of a GenBank genome assembly. NCBI's taxonomy places the organism in Eukaryota, Metazoa, Nematoda, Chromadorea, Rhabditida, Trichostrongylidae.